This is a messenger RNA of Scylla paramamosain (green mud crab), 3172 nucleotides long. RefSeq names its product guided entry of tail-anchored proteins factor 1-like. Gene Ontology annotation, cellular component: GET complex. The transcript is spliced from 5 exons. The record is from RefSeq and is a predicted model, not a curated record. Gene Ontology annotation, biological process: tail-anchored membrane protein insertion into ER membrane. Gene Ontology annotation, molecular function: protein-membrane adaptor activity. Bases 177 to 749 code for a protein of 190 amino acids. Lineage: Eukaryota; Metazoa; Arthropoda; Malacostraca; Decapoda; Portunidae.
CAUUAAAUCGGUGCCGUUGCAAAGGUUAUACCUUGAUCUAAGGUAAACAAAUCUCAAGAUCUCGAGAAACACGGUGUCAUCCUCAUGUGGUUACAGCUUUAAUAUUAAAGGUAAAGGCCAAAACCGAGGCCUGGCAAUACCAGUAACUUCAAGGGAGUGCCAGAAAUCAGUCUAAGAUGCAUCUUUUCAUCAUCACCACUGUCCUUGGGUGUGCAGGAGUUGUGCUGCCUACCCUCCUUCACCAUUUUAUACGAGCCAUUGGAGGUGAAGGUCCUGAAGAACGACAAAUCCGGCAAGAAGUUUUGAGGCUGAAGCAACAGUUGCAGAAUAUCAGUAUGGUUGAUCAGUUUGCAAAUUAUGCUCGGAUACAGCGGAAGAUUAAUUCCCUGAAUCAGCAGUACAAAACUAAAGUCAGUGAGCGUUCCAUUGGACAACAACGAGUGCAGCUUACUGUUGGUGGAAUAAUCAAGACAGUUGUUGGCCUCUCAUGCCUCUGGCUGGUUUGGGAGAAUCGCUCAGAGCCAGUGGUGUCACUGCCAGACACUCUUGUGUGGCCACUGGGACCGCUGCUCUCCUUUCCAUCAUGUCAAUAUGGAGAGAUAAGUGUGGUGGUGUGGCUUGCUGUGGUGCGAACUGUGUGUGGACGGAUAUCAAGCCUUCUUCCAUCCAGCACACCAAAACCCACCACUCAUUCAAUACCGUCACCCUUCAUCCAGACUGCUACCCCAGUCUCCCCUCCAUUAGAUUAGUUUUCAUAUUUUAUUUGUGACUCAGUAUCACAGUGACCCUCUAUAAUGAGUAUUUUUUCCUACAAAUUUUUACAGAACAUACUGUAAUAUGAUUUAAUCUAUCACAUAAAUCUCGUAUAGAGAAUGCGGAGCAUGAUUGUCUCCUUAAAUUUCAGGUAUCCAUUAAGCCUUGCACCUGAAAACUAACUAACAAAAAAAAUACAUCUGGAAGAAAACUUCAAUUCUUUGAGAAAUUUUUCAGGCAGAAGGAUAUGUGAUAUGUAUGUAUGUGUAUGUUAUUGAUGAGAUUAAACCUGUAUAACAUGAAACUCAUAUAGAAAAUGUGGAGCAUGAUUGUCUCAUUAUGGCCCAUUGGAUAAAGAUUUGCAUUAGCAUAAGAGUGAGGCUGAAAUGGUCAGUUAGGUGGUGUACCUUAUUGAAUAUUUUCUAUUUAAAUCCUUAUCAGUGAGUUAACAAAGUAAGGUGAGAAAGGCAGUUAUUUUAGAAGUGAAAAAGGAGUAAUUUCCAAGUGAGAGAGAGUGGAAAGAGUCUAGCAGACAUGGAUGAUAAAUCUUGCAUGGAUGUAUGAGGGACAGCACAAGCACCUAAAGACUGAGAUGGUUAGUUGUCUGCUUUCUCUUGACAAUGUGCAUUGAUCGAGCUUGAUAGUAUAGGAUAUGGCCAAGGUGUAAUGUGUCAAACUAAAGUUUUAUUUUUUUAUUUAUUUAUGUAUUUAUUUUUAUUUAUUUACUUAUUUAUUUAUUUAUUUAUUUAUUUAUUUAUUUAUUAUUAUUGUUAUUAUUUUUUUUUUUUCAAUGUACUUUGAUUUCUAAUUACCAGAUUAUUUUGGGUGACAAAUUUGGGUUUGAAUAUGAGGCUUAAAAUAUUUGUGUUUCAACAGAUGCUACAGCAAACAAAUGUCAUAAUGAAUAAGGAACUAUAGUCCUUAAAUCAUUGAUUUCUUUAUUGGAGAUCACCACUGUAACAUCCAGAAACUCCUGUGAAAUGAUACCAUCUGUUGGAAUAGAAGAGAGGUGCCAAAAUUAUUUUAAUUUUCCUUCUCUGCCAAAUCAAUACACCAAGGAAAUUUUGAUAAUACACUACAUGGUUUCAAGUUCUGUUUAGGGUGUUUUUUUAAUUUUUUUUUUUAUUUAUCUAUAUUUAUUUAUUCUUUUUUUUCAUUGUAUGAUAUAAGAUGAAUGGACUGUUAUGGAGGAAUAUGGUAAUAUUGAUCAAGAAUGAAUGGAAGUAUCAGUUUGUGUAUACUGAAGCUACUUCCAUUUGUAUCACGGUAUUGAUAUUAGAGAUAUAAGUUUUCCAAGUGUUGUAGGUAAGAUGCACAGGUGUCUGUAAUGUGCAGUGUGUUUUUGAGAGAGAGAGAGAGAGAGAGAGAGAGAUUCAGCAAAAAAUCAAUAAAGAGUAAUUAUAGAACUUUAAUGGGCUAGAUGAUAGAUUGUUAAAAUGAGUCGAAAGUUUGUAUGUGAAAGGUAGAGCAUCUGUUGGAGUAGGAAGUAGAGUAAAUGAGUGGUUUCCUGUUGAAGUCGAGCUGCAGCGAGGAUGUGCGAUGAGCGAGAGAAAGGUGCAGUGAUAGCAAGUAGCUGAGAAAAACGUGCCGGGAGGCCUGCAGAGAAUAUUUAUAUACCAUCACGAAUGUGUGCAUUUGUAUUAUAUGUAUCAUCCCUCCUACCUUUACAACUUAAACCCCUUCACUCAGUAUAUCAACCUCAGUACGCCCUCCACUUCACCACCUUCACCUCACCCACUUCCUCAUACGUAGCUCCAUUACGCCCUCUCAUCUGCCACCUCCGCCACGCCUACCACAACACCAUACUGCACAACAAUGCCCUCUUAUUCACUCCCAGCCGAUCACUCCACUGAUUCCCCGAUGCCUCCACACUUUUUAGCACUGAACCAGAGUCGGCCUAAUAAUAGAGGGAUACCAUGACGUAAUCUGUUUGUUGGACUUUCUCUUAACAGUAAUAGUAGGUAAAUGAUGCAGUAAGAAGAAAGUGCCCGGUAUUAUUAUUCAGGUAGGUCACUUUCCCUGGGCGGGGAGGAAACAUCCGGGAGGGUUCCUUAUCUUCGGCAAGGAAAAGCGCUGUACAUCAUUAUACAGCCAUCAAUAUUAAUGACGCUCUAUAAACUUUGGUUUCCUAUGUACUUUCAAUUGUGUGUUCUGAAUGAACUACACCAGCGCUUUCUACGGCUAUUGCCAAUGUUUGAUAUCAUAACACUUGUUUGAGGAAGUAGGAGUUAUGCGUUCUAUAAGUCAGCAUAUAGGUGUUUGAAACAGCGUUUCGGUUUAAUAAAAAUGUUCUUUUUUCGAUGCUUUAUGACGUUUGUUACCAUUUUUGUUUCCCAUGAUGAUGGAUCCAUAAAAGACUAUAUUUCCCAAAUCUUACCUAUACAUUUUAUAUUAUGAAAUAAAAGCAAUAAGUCUUCAA